Molecule: messenger RNA, 2372 nt
Organism: Betta splendens (Siamese fighting fish)
Lineage: Eukaryota; Metazoa; Chordata; Actinopteri; Anabantiformes; Osphronemidae
Gene: gnb3b
Product: guanine nucleotide binding protein (G protein), beta polypeptide 3b
Exons: 9
Coding region: 543-1571 (342 amino acids)
Biological process (GO): G protein-coupled receptor signaling pathway
Cellular component (GO): cytoplasm; heterotrimeric G-protein complex
Molecular function (GO): protein binding; signaling receptor complex adaptor activity
Source: RefSeq, a predicted model, not a curated record
UUCACCUCGCUGCCCCGCGCAGGGAACAGGAGUCAGGAAUCAGGAGAAGUCCAGCUCCUUCUCCACUUUGAACAGACCACGACUCACUCGUGCUCAUGAAGCUCGACCUUCUCUGCUUUUCCCACAUUUCCUCUCCACCUGCUGCUUUUCUCCUCCUCCUUGUUCUUGUCUUUUGACCUCAUAACCUGAUUUUCUCGCUCCAAUCGGUUUACUCCCUCCUCUCUCUCUCUCUCUCUCUCUCUGUCUCUCUCUCUCUCGCUCGCUCGCUGCCCCACUCUCUCUCUCUUCCCUCUCUAUUUCCAUCUUUGAGCUUUAUCCCUUCAUCCCUUAUCUCCUUCAUCCCCACCAAUCCUCAUCUGUUUUUCACUGUGGAGGUAGAGACAGGUCGGCUUCAUCAGUCUGUUGGAGGAGCAGCGAGCUGCCGGUGCAUCCUGGGACUGGACGAGUCUGCACAGGUGCGGGCCGAGAGAAGGGACCACGCUGCUGAGUGCAAAGGCCGAUAGUUUCACUUCCCGUCUGUAACAUCCUCUUCAUCCGUCGCCAUGGCAGCCGAGAAAGCUGAAAUGGAUAAACUGAAAAAGGAGUGCGAUGCGCUUCGUACACAGAUUGAGGCGGCUCGUAAGGCUGUGAACGACGGCAGCAUGUCAGCAUCAGCUGGGGGCGUAGCCGGACUGGGCCGGAUCCAGCUGAAGCUCAGGAAGAACCUCAAGGGGCAUCUGGCCAAAAUCUACGCCAUGCACUGGUCGGCCGACUCCAGGCAGAUGGUGAGUGCAUCACAGGAUGGAAAGCUUCUGAUCUGGGACACCUUCACUGGAAACAAGCUGGUGGCCGUCCCCUUGAAGUCAGCCUGGGUGAUGAGCGUGGCCUUCGCUCCCUCCGGAAACCUGGUGGCCAGCGGCGGUCUGGACAACAUCUGCACAGUGUACAACAUCAAGGCGGCCAGCCCCAAGACCCUGAGGGAGCUGGACGCACACACAGGUUACCUGUCCUGCUGCCGCUUCCUCAGCGACACUGAGAUCCUGACGGCCUCCGGCGACACCACCUGCUGCCUGUGGGACCUGGAGACCGGCAAGCAGAAGACCGUGUUCACCAACCACAUCGGAGACUGCAUGUCGCUGGCCCUGUCCCCCGACAUGAACACCUUCAUCUCCGGAGCCUGCGACUCUCUGGCCAAGCUGUGGGACCUGAGGGAAGGGGCCUGCAAGCAGACCUUCAGCGGCCACACCAGCGACAUCAACGCCAUCGCUUUCUUCCAGAACGGACACGCCAUCAUCACGGGCUCCGACGACUGCUCCUGCAAAAUGUACGACCUGCGCUCCGACCAGGAGGUGAUCACCUACCAGGACCCCAGCCUGAACGCCGGCGUCACCUCCGUGGCCCUGUCCAACUCCGGACGCCUCAUCUUCGCCGGCUACGACGACUUCAACUGCCACAUCUGGGACUCACUGAAGGGGGAGAAAAUCGGCGUGCUGUCCGGCCAUGACAACAGGGUGAGCUGCACCGGCGUCCCCAACGACGGCAUGGGCGUGUGCACAGGCUCCUGGGACAGCUUCCUCAAACUGUGGAACUGAGGCCUCUGCUGCAGAGGGAGUCACCUGGGAGAGGAGGAGGAAGACGAGGGGGAGGAGAGGAGGAGGAGAGGAGGAGGAAGACGAGGGGGAGGAGAGGAGGAGGAAGACGAGGGGGAGGAGGGGAGGAGGGGAGGAGGCUGAAGCCAGGGGUAGAAGAGUAGGAGGAGGCGUGGGUGCAGAGCGUCCUCUCUUUCUCUCUCCCUCUUUGUUUCUUUGUCAGUCAUUUGUGCAAACAGGUUGUAGCCGCUGUGUAAACUCAGCAGGACGCUGCAAGUACAAGAGAGUUUAACCCGUUAAACGCGAAAAAAGAAAAUCAAUAAAAAACAUUUUAAAUUAUAGCACAUUAUUCAAAAGAAUUACUGAGCACGAUUAAGCUCUUAAUGAGAAUAUCAACAAUAACAUUGAUAUAGGAUUUUGACAAUACAAAGAGAGCACGUGAAUACUGACCAUUAAUAAGCUAGGAUUUAUUUUUAUUGUCUUGAGGUCACUGACGUGGGAGAGAGCCCUUCUCUUGCUUAGGUAAAAACAUGGAGACGUACGUUAGCGCGAUGAGAUGUUCUUGCACUGUCUUCUGUCGUGCGUCGCACGCAGAGAACACGUGUCUGCUAGAGUUCUGCUGCUCCUUGAACAAAGCUUCCGAUGGAGGCCGGUGCCGAGACGCCGGCCGAUGGUUCAACGCUGUCAACAUCUCCAGGGUUCAGCAGCACGUUGUAGUACUUUUACACUCCCUCUGUAAAAACACACGAGAACGUUUAUGGAAAAUCUUUCUAAUAAACAUAGAAUUCUGCAUUAACAGCUGUA